AUGAUCGGGCUGGAUGUGUAUCUCUACCCGGACGGUAUUCGGGUGGCCGAGCCUGAUGACAUCAUCCGCUGGGAGAAGGAGAGGGAGCUGUACGACCCGCAUGUGCGCCUGUUCGUAGCCCUCUUCCCCUACAACCCCUCGCUCAUGUCCCCCAACCCCAACAAGGCAGAGGAGCUGCCCUUUCAGAAAGGACAGAUCAUUAAGGUAUACGGUGAGAAAGACGCGGACGGUUUCUACCACGGAGAGUGCGCGGGUCGUUUUGGCUACAUUCCCAGCAACAUGGUGUCAGAGAUCCCCGUGUAUGACGGAGACCAGAAGCUGGAGCUGUUUCAGCAGGGCUUCCUUCCCGAGGCCUACUGCAGUCCCCCCGACUCCUGCUCAUCUGUGCCUGAGGACAUGAAGGUGCGGCGGAUGAUCGCCAUCUUUGAUUACGACCCCUGGGAGAGCUCCCCCAACAUGGACAUGGAGGAUGAGCUCCCAUUUAAAGUAGGAGAUAUCAUCUAUGUGUUUGGUGAGAUGGAUGGUGACGGCUUCUAUUAUGGUGAUCUGCAUGGCGUACGUGGACUCAUACCUUCAAACUAUGUGGAAGAUUUACCAUGGAAUUGACUAAAGAUGACUAAAGAUAUCCUCUAAAGAUGGCAUACCAGCAACAAUCAAGGGCCAAAAGCUGUACGUCGG
Engraulis encrasicolus (European anchovy) is the source of this 678-nucleotide messenger RNA. RefSeq names its product RIMS-binding protein 2-like. Lineage: Eukaryota; Metazoa; Chordata; Actinopteri; Clupeiformes; Engraulidae. Gene Ontology annotation, molecular function: protein binding. The record is from RefSeq and is a predicted model, not a curated record. The coding region runs from base 1 to 606 and encodes 201 amino acids. Gene Ontology annotation, biological process: neuromuscular synaptic transmission. The transcript is spliced from 5 exons.